Belonocnema kinseyi is the source of this 2437-nucleotide messenger RNA. RefSeq lists its product as uncharacterized. Bases 296 to 1327 code for a protein of 343 amino acids. Lineage: Eukaryota; Metazoa; Arthropoda; Insecta; Hymenoptera; Cynipidae. The record is from RefSeq and is a predicted model, not a curated record. Gene Ontology annotation, molecular function: transcription coregulator activity. Gene Ontology annotation, biological process: regulation of DNA-templated transcription. The transcript is spliced from 3 exons.
CUGUUAUGUACCCUCUGCCACCACUGACCACAACCAUUACCAUUUGCAUUUUACUCUGCAGUGUCAGUGAGUGCGGAACGGAAGAAGGUCAAGGAUUUUUGUUGUGGUGCAAGUGCUAUUACUCCGUUACAGAAUAAUUAUAUUUUGAAAACAGUUAUUAAUCAAAAAGUGUUAAUUUCUUAGACAUUUAAAUUAUUCAAGAGGAUCAAACUCAUUUAAGAUUAUAGAGACGUAUCCCACAAAAGGUAGCAAAGACGUGCUAGCAAUAAUUUGUAAAAAAAAUAAGUAUUCCAAUAUGGGUGGAGUCCAUUCUGCGAAGCGAGCUGCUGCUCAACUUGUCCCUGCGAAGCGUGAUAAUAAACAAAUAAUCCAGAAGUCUUCUAAGAAAGAGUCAGCAGCCUUAGAGAGUCCUCGAGAUCAGAAGAAAAAAUUGGCUGAACGAGAUUCUUCUUCCGAAGAAUCCGAAAGUUCUCUCAUCAACUCUUUUGAGCUAUUACAUAUUAAUAAUGAAAUCGUGACGAUCAGCAUGAAAUAUCCCCUGGGUUCAGAACUUCAAGAAAAGAAAACCACACCGAAAGAAGAAAUGAAGAAAUCAUCAGAUCAAUUAUGCUCAAAAGAAAUGAGGGAUUAUAAUGCUUACAGGUUGAUCCAAGCUGCCUAUCUGGAUACUCUUCAACUUGAAUCUCGACCCAUGCUGACUCUUGAACAUCAGAUUCACGACAUUAUUGCUUGUGGGAAAAGGAUUGAAAAUUACUGUUACCAGAAUUCUAACACAAAAUUGGAAUACUAUCAGCAAGUAUAUAACCAGCUCGAAAGGAUGAAGAAAGAACUUGAGGAAAAGUCUAAGAGAAAAAUUCAUCUCGAAAGCCAAGCAGAAUUGAUGAAUCACCUCUACAAGAUUCAAGAACAAAUUUUACAUCUGUGCAUUAGAGAUGACCCUACACCAAUUACAAAGGAGUGGCAAAAGACUCUGAGCCAAGACCAGAGGAACGUUAUUAUUUUUAAAAUGUUAGAUGCACUUUAUCCAAUACUGGAUUCUAAAGAUGAGGAUUUUUUCAAUAAGCUCUAUAAUCAGAUAUCCAACGUGUAUGGUUUGGAAUCUAUGAUUUUUAUGAAUGCAACCUCCCUUUUGGAAUACCAAGAUGUCGCCUAUGUGAUGAUCCACGUUAAAAUUCCACAACAUCAGGAGGCAAGAGGUCAGAUGAUGAGAAAGCAGCAACUUGAAGCAGAAAAAGAACAUUAUGAAGAAAAAUGUCGACUACUUCAAAUAGAAAAACAACGUGUGGAGCGGGAAUUAAAAGAGCUGAAACAGAAAUCAGUAGUAUGAGGUAAACAAAUAUUUAAAAUGACUAUGGAACGAUGCAAAUAAAUUUUUAGCCAACACUAUACAAUGAAGGGUUUGAAUUUUUUAUACAGAAUUUAGUUAAUUUUUUAAUUAACAAAGUUUAAAUAUUUAAAAUAAAUAAUUUUUAUGAUUUUUAUAUUUAUCAAGAUCUCGUAUCUGUACUGAAACUAUCUACAAAUAAUUUCCAGUAGGCGAGGGUAAUUAUAAUAAAUUGUUUAUCAAGAUAUAAACAAAUUAAUUUAAAAAGUUAUUUUUCUGGAUUGGCAACGUUUAGCUCAUUUAAAUACAGAUUUUUUGUAUAUAAUGUGAGAGAAAAUAAUGUUUUUUCACGAAUAAUUGAAUAUAGAUGCUAUUUGACAAUUAUUAAUAAGAAUCUCUUACUGAUAAAUUUUGCGAUGAUAAUUUGAAAAUUAACUUGAAUGAUUGAUUAUUGUAACAAUUUUACUAAACAAAUUCAGACUUAGGUUUUUUUAUUUGAACGAUCAGGGUCACUUUUUUACGAACGAUUGUUGAUUACUUAAACAUUAUUCAUAAACAAAUUCAAAGUCUGGCUAUUUUCAACGAAAAGCCUAAAUUAUCGUUUGCGGAAUAAACUAAGCAUGUUUUUCCGAAACUCUUUGCUAUAAUUCCAAAUUGACAACAAUGAUGAAUUAUUUUAAAAAUGUGUAUAAAUUAAAAAUUAUUUUAGCGAGGAGUCACCUAAUAUACAUUUUUAUUCGGUUAUAUUGUUAUGUUCUUAAAAUACAAUAAUAGGUAAUAUUUUUUCUCUAAAUAACAAUUCUUGUCUAUUUGGAAAGUAUCGUGGCAAAAUUUGAGCCUUUUCUUUAAAAAAUAGCUAAAUGUCGAGUUUGUUUAUGAAAGUUUCUUAAAUAAUUAGUAAUUCUGGUAAAUUUUUAAAGUAUUAUAAAUUAAUUUGAGACUAUUCCUUGACAAGUUUCCAAACUGCGAAUUUUUUAACAAAAAUUGUUGAAAUAAUUCGCAAGUACCAUCUAUUUUUAAUUAAUCGUAAUAAAGCAUUCACUUCUUUAACAUUUUAUAUAAAAACAUCCCGAACUUUAAUGAGUUAAAAAGUGUCAAUCCCGAAAAAAAAAA